Molecule: messenger RNA, 1527 nt
Organism: Scheffersomyces coipomensis
Lineage: Eukaryota; Fungi; Ascomycota; Pichiomycetes; Serinales; Debaryomycetaceae
Product: MFS transporter
Exons: 2
Coding region: 1-1527 (508 amino acids)
Biological process (GO): spermine transport; spermidine transport; transmembrane transport
Cellular component (GO): plasma membrane
Molecular function (GO): spermidine transmembrane transporter activity; spermine transmembrane transporter activity
Source: RefSeq, a predicted model, not a curated record
AUGGUAACUUCUACAAUUGACAAGGUUGAAGAGAAACCAUUCAUUGAACAAAUUUCAACCGACGAUAUAGAAGAUAUAUCACAAGGAGAAAAAUACAUAGUAUUUAAAGAAGAUAGUGAAGAAUUAAGUUUCCAUAAAGAACAAUUCGUGGAUUAUAAUGAGUUAGAUUAUGAUUCAGAGGAUGAUCCUGAUGAUCCUGCUAAUUGGCCCUUGAGAAAAAAGUGGUUUAUUAUAAUAACACUUUCAUUGAUUUGCUUUUGCUGUACUUUGGGAUCUUCUAUCUAUAUUGCUGGUGUUCCAGAAAUGAUGGUAGUAUUUGGUAAAUCCAGAGAGAUUUGUAUUUCAGGGUUAACUCUUUAUUUAUUGGGGUUAUCUUUUGGUCCCUUUUUCACUGCUCCAUUAUCUGAAGUCAUUGGUAGAAGAAUCAUCUACAUCUCAAGUUUUCCAAUAGGUAUGUUAUUCGUAUUAGGUAUUGGUUUUGCCAAAAAUAUUGAAACUGUUUUGGUGUUAAGAUUCUUCGCUGGUUAUUUUUCCUCUCCUGCUUUAUCAUUAGUGGGUGGAACUAUAUCAGAUUUAUUUCAUAAAGACCCCCAACUUAUGUCGAAAGCAAUUGCAAUGUUUUGUUUAGCUCCAUUUGCAGGUCCAGUUCUUGGACCAGUCAUUGGAGUAUUAUUGAUGUUUUACGGUCUCGUAUUACCAUUCUUAAUGACAGUGCCAGAAACUUACAAACCGAUUCUUUUAGUUAAGAGAGCUAAAAAGAGAGGAAUAAAUAUUCAAGGUCCAACAUUUUCCAAGAAAUAUUUCAUUCAGAUGGCUCAAAAUGAUUUAGUUAAACCGAUUAAAAUGUUUAUUUCUGAUCCAAUAGUUUCAGUCUUAUCUAUCUAUAUUGCUUUCGUGUUUGCAGUUUUAUUUGCAUUCUUCGAAGCCUACCCUGUUAUAUUUAUGGAAGUUUAUCAAAUGGAUGUUGGGGAAGCUGGAUUACCAUUUUUAGGUAUUGGUAUUGGUGUUGUAUCUGGUUUAGCAACAUUUGCAAUCAUUAAUAAAUAUUUAUUCUUUCCAAAAGAAGGAAAAGUUAACAAAUAUACCACACCAGAAUCUACAUUUAUUGUCUGCAAAAUUGGUAGUGUUUGUUUACCAAUAUCUUUAUUUUGGUUAGGAUGGACUUCAAAACCAAGUAUUCAUCCCUUGGUUCCAAUUGCGGCUGGAAUACCAUUUGGAUUUGGUUUAUUAUUGGUUUUCUUUAAUGUUUUACUUUAUUUUUCAAAAUGUUAUCCUCCAUCAAAUGUUGCUUCUGCUGUUGCCGUGAAUAAUUUGUUUCGUUAUUUUGUGGCUGCAAUUUUUCCUUUAUUCACAGUACAAAUGUUUACCAAUUUACAAAUCAAAUGGGCAUGUUCUUUAUUUGGAUUUAUUGCUUUAGGUAUGGUAUCAGUUCCAUUUAUAUUUGAAAGAUAUGGAGCAAAACUCAGAGCAAAUUCAAAAUACUGUGGCGUAGAUAAAGAUGAACAACGUGAAAUUUCAGAAGUUUAA